UAAAACGUAAUUAUAAAACAAUAACUAGACCCGCUCUAACCAGCUGCGCAACCUCUGCAUCCUCCACUCCACCAUGAUGGACCUGUACAGGCGCACGGUGACGCGUUUCCCCCUUGGCAGCGUGAGCUACAUGUUUGCCUACGGAUCGGGCGUCAAGCAGCAGGUGGGCUACAGCGAGAUCGGCGCCAAGCCGAACCCGAAUAGCGUCAUCGAUCUGGUAUUUUGUGUGCGCGACUCACUGGGCUUCCAUGCGGAGAACAUGCACCGCCAUCCCAGCCACUAUUCGGCGUUGCGGCACCUGGGUCCGCGGUUUGCGGCGCAGUACCAGGAGCGGGUGGGUGCCGGUGUAUACUGCAACACGCUGGUGCCGCUGCAGGACCUGGGUCUGACCAUCAAGUACGGCGUGGUGUCGCAGGAGAGCCUAAUCGAUGAUCUGACGCACUGGCGGCAUUUGUAUCUGGCUGGGCGGCUCCAAAAGCCAGUCACGCAUCUCGUGAAUCCCGCAGACAAUCCACUUCUGAAGACUGCCCUCGAAAAGAAUCUGCUGUCGGCCCUACUGGUGGCACUGCUGCUGCUGCCCGAAAGGUUCACCGCCUACGAUCUGUUCCUGGCCAUUGCCGGGCUCAGCUACAAGGGCGACUUCCGCAUGAUCUUCGGCGAGAACAAGCAGAAGGUCCACAACAUAGUGACGCCCCAGAUAUCCGAGUUCUUCGCCCUCUACCAGCCGUCCAUGAGCCUGCUGGAGCAGUAUCUGGCCGUCAAUAUGCACGGCCAGGAGCCGGGCUCCCGCAAGCCGGCCAUUCUCUUCGAGCAGGACAAGUCGCGCCUGGCCACGUCCCAGCACUUGCGUCGCAUGCCCAAGGAGCUGCGGCGACGCCUCCAAAGCAAUGCCGCCUGCCGCGGUGACUUUCCCGAUGUGGUGGAGCACCUGUCGAUGUCCCCGCUGCUGCCCAAGGUGCUGCAGGUCUCCGUCAACGACAUCGUGUGGCGCAGCAGUGUGUCGCAGUCGGUGAAGAACAUCGCCAGUGCGGGCGUCUUCAAGUCCCUGAUCUACAGCUACCGCAAGGCCCAGAAGACGUUUGCCGUUUAGGUCCCAUCCGAUCCGAAAUUCUCUCUUUCUCCCAUAUGCUCCCGAGGCUGCCAUUUUACUGACUAAGUUGCUUCGUCCCUCGCUUCGUUAUGUUGUUUAAUUUUAAGCACAAAAGUUGUUACAUUCAAUACAGAGACCGCGUAGCCGCAAGCCAAAGAACCCCAACGAGU
Messenger RNA from Drosophila obscura, 1260 nucleotides. Its product is annotated as phosphatidate cytidylyltransferase, mitochondrial. Gene Ontology annotation, biological process: CDP-diacylglycerol biosynthetic process; cardiolipin biosynthetic process. Bases 74 to 1090 code for a protein of 338 amino acids. Gene Ontology annotation, molecular function: phosphatidate cytidylyltransferase activity. NCBI's taxonomy places the organism in Eukaryota, Metazoa, Arthropoda, Insecta, Diptera, Drosophilidae. The transcript has a single exon. Gene Ontology annotation, cellular component: mitochondrion. The record is from RefSeq and is a predicted model, not a curated record.